Molecule: messenger RNA, 456 nt
Organism: Aspergillus melleus
Lineage: Eukaryota; Fungi; Ascomycota; Eurotiomycetes; Eurotiales; Aspergillaceae
Exons: 3
Coding region: 1-456 (151 amino acids)
Source: RefSeq, a predicted model, not a curated record
AUGAAGAUUUCCCUGAUCACAUUUGCUGCCUUCCUCGGCCUGGCUUCGGCCCAGAAUGCCGUCGUGCACAACCACUGUGCCACCCCCGUUUAUGUGCAGUCGUUCCCUUAUGAUGGCAGCGGCCCCGGCCCUCUCACCACAGUUGCCAAGGGGAAAACUUUCUCCGAGAAAUUUCACACAUCUGGCUCUACCGUUAAGAUCGCCAAGAAAAAGACGCUGGAUAAGCCUCUCUUUUUCGGCUAUUCAUUCUCUUCUAACCCAGACUACGCGUACUAUGAGCUGAGCACGGAAUGGGGUAAUCCCUUUGCAGCAAAUCCCAACUCGCUCAGCCCCGGGGACGGCUGCGAAGUCUUUGAUUGCGCAGCCAAUGAUGCCGCUUGCUACAGUACCCCGGCUCAUAAGAAGGUUUAUGGGUGUCCCCAGCCUGUCAAUCUAUCGGUAGACCUGUGCCAGUAA